Molecule: messenger RNA, 3585 nt
Organism: Carcharodon carcharias (great white shark)
Lineage: Eukaryota; Metazoa; Chordata; Chondrichthyes; Lamniformes; Lamnidae
Gene: rhobtb1
Product: Rho related BTB domain containing 1
Exons: 10
Coding region: 259-2358 (699 amino acids)
Biological process (GO): small GTPase-mediated signal transduction
Molecular function (GO): GTPase activity; protein binding; GTP binding
Source: RefSeq, a predicted model, not a curated record
CCCCACCGGCCAACUCCCAACCGUCACAAAGCCGGCGGCUGGCGCUGUAAUCCCCGUUCACCGCUCACUUUGGCAGCGGCUAAGGGGGGGUCAGAGGGGAACGGAGAGCAAGAGCCGAGCGCUGGCGGAAUGAACCGAGAACACUGACCGGACAGCAGCACCCCCCCACUCGUUACCUUGCUGUGGUCAGAAGGGUGUGGGGGGCGGUGGAGAGAAGGAUCGUCGUGGGCUCUUCUGAGGAGACGACGUUUACUGUAAAUGGACACUGCUAUGGAUUAUGAAAGGCCGAAUGUUGAAACUAUCAAGUGUGUUGUUGUUGGGGACAAUGCUGUGGGAAAGACACGACUCAUCUGUGCAAGAGCAUGCAAUACCACCUUGACCCAGUACCAGCUGCUGUCCACCCAUGUUCCCACUGUCUGGGCAAUUGAUCAGUAUCGUGUCUGUCAAGAGGUGCUCGAACGUUCCCGCGAUGUUGUAGAUGAAGUUAGCAUAUCGCUCAGGCUGUGGGAUACGUUUGGUGACCACCAUAAGGAUAGGCGUUUUGCAUAUGGCAGGUCUGAUGUGGUGGUCCUGUGCUUCUCAAUUGCUAACCCCAAUUCCCUUAACCAUGUGAGAACAAUGUGGUUUCCUGAAAUCAAACAUUUUUGCCCACGAACACCUGUUGUCUUAGUUGGCUGUCAGUUGGACUUGCGUUAUGCUGAUCUCGAGGCUGUAAAUCGUGCACGACGCCCCUUAGCAAGACCAAUAAGACCCAACGAUAUUUUACCUCCCGAAAAGGGUCGAGAGGUAGCCAAAGAACUUGGGAUUCCCUAUUAUGAAACAAGCGUAUUUGAUCAGUUUGGCAUCAAGGAUGUGUUUGAUAAUGCUGUCAGAGGUGCACUGAUUUCUAGACGACACCUUCAGUUCUGGAAAUCUCAUUUAAAGAAGGUGCAGAAGCCUUUACUCCAGGCACCAUUCCUGCCACCUAAACCACCGCCUCCAGUAAUGAAAGUUCCAGAUAAUCCUGUGAGUGCUUUUAAACCUAGCCAUCUGCUCGACAAUCCACUGUGUACUGAUGUUAUGUUUGUACUCCAGAACCAGGUUAAAAUCUAUGCUCACAAGGUAUACCUGGCUACCUCAUCAUCAAAAUUUUAUGACCUGUUUUUGCUGGAUAUAACUGCUGAAUCUCAGACACACUGUGAGAAAAAUGCAAAAUCAGUGAAACUAGGCCAGGAGCAUUUAAUGAGAACUUUGAGCCUCAACACAGAUGACGACAGCAGUGAGAUUAGUGUCAGUUCAGCACAGUGCAGUCUGAGAACAUCCAAGAGUGAUGGCAUUUUGAAAAUGAACGUGCAUGAGGAUGAAUCUGCAGAAGUGAAGGGAACAAGGGCAGGAAGAUCUCUGACUUCAUGGAGCAAGGCCUUUAAUCAUAUUCAUGAAGAAGACCUUGAGAACCCUGUAACAAAGAGGAUGGGCUUUAUGACAGUGGUUAGGAUGGACCAUUCAAUCCAGCCAGGGCCUUUUGAAGCAGUAUUACGAUUCCUCUACACAGGAGAGCUAGAUGAAAAUGAGAAAGACCUGAUGAGAAUUGCACAAAUAGCAGAGAUUUUGGAAGUUUUUGAUUUGCGUAUGAUGGUUGAAAAUAUUCAAAAUAAAGAAGCCUUUAUGAAUCAGGAGAUCACAAAAGCAUUUCACGUCAGGAAAGCAAACCGAAUAAAGGAAUGCUUAGCAAAGGGAACAUUUUCUGAUGUGAUGCUUAAAUUAGAAGAUGGGAGUAUUAAUGGCCACAAGUCUUUGUUGAUUUCUAGCUGUGAGUGGAUGGCAGCAAUGUUUGGAGGGUCUUUUCAGGAAAGUUCAAACAAAGAGGUUUACUUCCCCACCACAAGCAAGGCUUGUAUGCAAACGGUUCUGGAGUAUCUGUACACCAGCCAAUUCUCAUUCAGUUCAAAACUUGACCCGAUUGAGCUGAUUGUACUGGCAAACAGGCUGUGCCUUCCACGUUUUGUGGCUCUGACAGAACAAUAUGCUGUGCAGGAGUUGUUGAAAGCAGUAAAAGAAGGUGAUGAUAUUGAUGGGGAGGUGUUAACAUACCUGGAACUUGCCCAAUUUCAUAAUGCACAUCAACUGGCAGCUUGGUGUUUGCAUCACAUUUGUACAAGCUACAACAGCGUUUGCUGCAAGUUCAGGAAAGAGAUAAAGGCAAUAUCUCCUGAAAACCAAGAGUAUUUUGAGAAGCACCGUUGGCCACCUGUGUGGUACCUAAAAGAAGAGGACCACUACCAACGAGUGAAGAAGGAACGCGAGAAGGAUGAGGUUGCUCUUCACAAGCAUCAUUCAAAACGCAGGUGGUGCUUCUGGCACCAUUCUACAGUUGCCUAAAACCUCCAGGAGAAACCAACUCUAGCAAUUAGCCAGAACAUCCUGUGCAUUAUUAGGUAGAUUAAAAACAUACUUGUCUUAACUCUGUUUACUGUAAAAAAAAAUAAGUGGCUGACUGUCUUGGGAUGAUCUGCCAUGUGUAUUUAAACAAUCAUUGUUGUGUUUGAAGCACAACCCUCUUGUCCAAAAAAACAAAUGCUUGCUGUAACAAACUGGUCCCAUGUGGUGCCUAUAGAUUGGUUUAAAAUACUUUUAAUAUAGAUUACCUGUCAACAAUGACAUUUCUUUUGUUGGCAAAAAGAAAUACCACUGUUGCGUUUUAAUUCAAAAUAAAAUAUUUAAUUAUUUUUGUACCGGUGUUGGCUAUAUACCUUUGUUGUAACCAAAGUAGAAUCAAAAGAAGUAUUUGUUUUUAGGGAACUUAAAUAAAUAGAAGGGCUUAGUAACUAAUCCAUGAAAGGAGGUGACUUACUUCUGUAUGGACCUAAACACAUACAAAUAACUAGGAGCAGUUUGCUGUUCUCUCUACAUGUAUCUUUCUGGUCACGCUGUUUUCUCUCACUAUAGUUAUCAUUAUUACUGCACAGUUUCUGUACGCCCCAAAUGUUAGCCUACAAAAUAAAACUGAAGCUAUGUGUUAUUUAACACUAAAGUUUUGAAGUGUUAGAGAUUGAUUGAAUUGGCAGUGAUUGAAUUGGAUUAUUUUGAGCGGUUAGAAAGUAAUGUACUAAAACAAAAGCAAACCUCUGUGGAUGCUGGAAAUCUGAAAUGAAAACAAAAAAUGCUGGAAGUACUCAGCCAGUCAGACAACAUUUGUGAAGAGAGACACAGAGUUAACAUUUCAGUUCAAUGACUUUUCAUCAAACCCUUUCAUCAAUUUGAAGGACCAUUGACCUAACACUCUAACUCUGUUUCUUACUCCACAGAUGCUGUCUGAUCUGCUGAGCUUUUCCAGAAUUUUCUGUUUCUGUUUAAUUAAUGUACUAAAGUUUUGUUCAAUCCUAUUUUUGCCAAAAGUUUUCUGCAUGUAACUAUAUUUCGUUACAUACGUAACAUCAAUUUACUGUGACUGUCAGCUCCUGGCCAAGUGGCUGGUUCACUUGGUUGCAGUUUCCUUAGCCUUCAAUCUUUGUGCUCAUUACCUUUCAUUUUUUACAUCAAUAAAAUUAAAUAAAUGUUGUGAUUGCGUCAUGGUAGAAUUAUAAUGUGAAAUAACACUUUUUUUUC